Molecule: messenger RNA, 3888 nt
Organism: Mangifera indica (mango)
Lineage: Eukaryota; Viridiplantae; Streptophyta; Magnoliopsida; Sapindales; Anacardiaceae
Exons: 11
Coding region: 285-3542 (1085 amino acids)
Source: RefSeq, a predicted model, not a curated record
CGUAUUUGAGCUCUUCAUUUUGUUGCUCAUUCGGACUGCAUUCUCACUUUAACAUAAAAAUCCAAUAACAUUGAACGUUAGCUUGGCUGAUUCAACCAUCAUGAUCUCUCUAUUGAAAUUCAACUAGGAAUACUACCAACAAACCGACAACUCUUCUGCUCAGCUCAGCCUCUUCACUUGGAUUUCCCCUUCGUUCUUCGGUUCCUCCUUCAACCACUCUCGGUCUUCUGAGCUUUAGCUGCUUGGAAUGGAGGGCAUAUUAGAUGCUGAUGCACCUUUAGAUUAUGCUACAAUUCAAAUUUUCCCAACCCAAAACAGGUGUUGAGGGCUCCUGUAGGUAUGAAGUAUUUGUUUGUGGUGACAACAAAAUGGAAAAACUUGCAGUUGGGCCUCUGGAACAACUCUUGCCAUAUAUACCAGGAUUAAAACCCUUGCAUGCUGAAGGAUCCUGUAGUAACUUCACAAUCCAACCUCCAGGAAAAGCAAGUAGUACAGCAUGGUUCUCAAAAUCAACUUUAAACAGAUUCCUGAAUAUUGUUGGCUUACCAGAUCUGGUAAAUAUCACUAAGGUUAUAGAAGGUGAGAUAUCUCAGCUGGAAGAAGCCAGACAAUUUCAUCUUUCUUUACAUGUCCAGGGCAAUAAUAUUGAAGCCAGGGAGAUAGAUGACUGCAACUCAAAUGGCAUGGCCCCACAAACCAAAUCUAAUGUUCAGGCUGCAUCUUCGGACAAUUCAAAGAAUGAACUGCUGCGAGCUAUGGACUCUAGAAUCUCAGCAUUAAGAGGAGAGUUAUCUGCAGCUUUUAAGCAGGCUGCUGGUGCCAUCUUCUCCUAUGAUGAGCUUGCCAAUUUAGAUGAACUUAUUCAACAUUUAAGCAAUUCAUUCUAUGGAGCUUUAGAUACAAGUCAAAUUAUCCAGAAUGCUGAUCCACUUGACAAUGACAAGACAUCAUCAAAUUGUCCUAUAAGGAACGAUAGUGCAAGGAAGACAAAUAGUGAUUCUCAGAUGUCAAAACCUUCACAUGCAGAAAUGCCACUUAAAUAUGGUGUUUCACCUGCUAAAAUUGCACAGCUCGAGCGGCAAAGCUCAACAGAAAGUGAGGAGUCUUCAGACUCAGGCGAGGAAAAUCAAAUGUUUGUCGAAAGAAGUCGAGCUUUAGCAAGGUCUGCAGCACCUAGACGGUCAGCGUCUCCAAUGAGGAGGAUUCAAAUAGGGAGAACUGGAUCACACAGGGCCACUGCACUGACCAUUAAGAGCCUCAACUUUCUUCCUACUAGAACAUUGUCUCAUAGGGAUGUAGCUGCAGACAGUAGUGAAGAAGAAGAAUCAGAACAAACCAGUAAGAAAAUUGAGGAUAAUGUACGAAGAAUGAGUGUUCAAGAUGCAAUCAAUCUCUUUGAAAGCAAACAGAGGGAUCAAACUGGAGAUUCUCAGAAGAGGACUUGUUUAGCAAAUGCUUCUCUAAUUGGAAAUAAAUCUGUAUUGAGGAGGUGGAGUUCAGGUAUGGGGGAAUCUUCUGCUCAAAGCCAAAUGCAAACUGGUUUGGACCAUUCAAGUCCGGUAAUUUCAAAUGGUAUAAUGAACAGAGAGUUUUUAAAGGCUUCAGUUGAGGUGAAAUCAGAGUCUAAUUACAUAUCUGAUGGUCAAAGUCACGUUGAGAUUGCUGAAGUUGAUAUUGAAAGACAGGAAGAAAGGGCCCUUGAUAUGAUAAAUGUUCAAGCAGGUGCUGAUGUUAGCCAAAGGGAGGACAUUAAUGAGAGAUUAACAACCACAGCAGAAUGGAAUCAACAAAGGGAAGUGGAGUUGAAUCAGAUGCUGAAGAAAAUGAUGGAGAGUAAGCCAACUAAAAGUACGAAGCCAUCAACUAGCAGAAAGCACAAUCUUUCCUCUGAAAGGAGAGGUGGUUUCUAUGACCACUACAAGGAGAAGAGGGAUGAAAAACUUAGAGGAGAGAAUGCUCGAAAGAGAGCAGAAAAAGAAGCACAAUUAGGAGCAAUACAGCAGAUUCUUGAUGAGAGGAAAGCUGAAAUGGUCUCAAAAAAUGUGAAUGAUGUUGGAAAAAAGCAUCCUCUUGAAAAGCCUCAGAAGUCAGUUAGGAACUUACCUCAAUCUGCAAAUCCCAAAAAGGAAACUCUAAAAUCUGCUGUUGCCAAGAAAGUUUCUUAUAAAACAUCACCCAUGCCUUAUACUCGUAAGUCAUGGCCAUCAGGGCAAUCACCAAAAACUGCUGGGUUGUCACCAGCUAAAACUCCUGGUGGGAUAUCUUCUGCUGGAACAACACCAACACGCCGAAAACUUCAAUCAGCACAAUCUUUUGCCCGAGCAACCUCUAAAAUGGAGCAAUCCAAGCAGCAACUUAAAAAUGUGAAGGAAAUCCAGGCAAAUAAUGAAAGGGGCUGGAACGGUUUAAAUGGAAAGCAGCAGCCAACAAAGGCAAAAAGUAGCAAAACUACAAAAGCACAAGUUGCAACAGCUUCUAGAGAUAGCUCUAGUCUGGUUCUGGAAAAGCGUAAUUUCUAUAACAAGGUGACAAAAAAAGGCAGUGUAGUGCCACUGGAAUCAAAACCCUUUCUUCGUAAGGGCUCUAGAAUAGUCCCUAGUGUUGGUCCUGCUGCCAACAAGAUAAAAAGUUCUCCCCAGGUGGAGGACUCUUUGAAAAACCCAGGAAAUUUGGUUGAAUCUCAGGAAGAAGAGGCUGUUGCGAAUGCUUCUAGUCUGGCAAGGGAGCAUCAAGAGCAGCAUAUUGUGCCAUUAGAUUAUUGUGAUGCUGUGAAGUCUGGCACUACUGUAAGCAGUCAACAGAUAUGUAGUGAGAUAGAGAACUUUUAUGAACCUGCUGCUGAUAAUAAUGGACUGAGAAACAUGAUAGAGUCAUCUUCUAAAAUUCAAGCUGAAGAAGAAUCAAUCAUAUCCCCUGCUGCUUGGGUGGAAAUUGAAGAGGAGAAUCAUGAACUGUCCAAUGCAUGUCAUGACAACACAACUCAGAUUGCAUCUCCACCAAACAUUGUGCCCAUUGGAUUGUCAAGUCCUCGUGUCCGCCAUUCUUUGUCGCAGAUACUGCAAGAAGAAAGUACUGAACUUGACACUUCUGACUGGGGAAAUGCUGAAAUUCCUCCUCCCAUUGUCUAUCAAAAAGAUGCUCCUAAAGGAUUGAAGAGGCUCUUGAAAUUUGCUCGCAAGAGUAAGGGGGAUUCAAAUUCAACAGGUUGGUCUACUCCAUCCGUCUUUUCUGAAGGAGAAGAUGACAUGGAUGAAUCAAGGGCAGCUAAUAAGAGAAAUGCUGACAAUCUUUUGAGAAAAGCCACCCUUCAUGCAAAGAACUAUGGAAUGCAAAAGACAUCAUUAUCUGAAGACUUCGAAAAAAAUGUUGAUGCUCAUCUAGUCUCUGCCCAAUCAAACAUAAGCAGAUAUGAAGCCCAGAAUUCUAACAAGUUGCAUAUGGGCCACGUCUUAGCAGCAGCCCCUUCAACUAAAGCUACAAGGUCAUUCUUCUCUCUUUCAGCAUUUAGAGGCAGCAAACCUAAUGAAACAAAGCUUCAUUAAAUGCCAGAGUGAUGAUGAAGUACAGAUUACUAACAUUAUGUCAUUUCCCAAGCCAGAUAUUGGGUAGAAUUGGCUUGAGGCUACAGGUUACUGACUUCCCGCACUGGUGUCGGCUUUUUUUUUUUUUUGGUUCUUCUACAUAUAUGAAGUACUGAUUAUUGAUCUGUUUCUGCAUGUUUUGUUGUCAAAGGCGUGUGUAUGCAUUGAUUUAAUCUGUCAGUGUAUUAGAAUUUGUUUUCUACUGAACAUAUACGCUCAGGGGUCAGGCUGUUAAACAUUGGUGACUCAAUUGAUGACCGUUUAUUUGUAUUAAUUCAUUUAUAUUAUCAUAUAUGAUUUUUAGUUG